This is a messenger RNA of Cololabis saira (Pacific saury), 2285 nucleotides long. It is a transcript of the gene yy1b, whose product is annotated as YY1 transcription factor b. NCBI's taxonomy places the organism in Eukaryota, Metazoa, Chordata, Actinopteri, Beloniformes, Belonidae. The transcript is spliced from 5 exons. Gene Ontology annotation, biological process: regulation of transcription by RNA polymerase II. Bases 196 to 1335 code for a protein of 379 amino acids. The record is from RefSeq and is a predicted model, not a curated record. Gene Ontology annotation, cellular component: transcription regulator complex; PcG protein complex. Gene Ontology annotation, molecular function: DNA-binding transcription factor activity, RNA polymerase II-specific; RNA polymerase II cis-regulatory region sequence-specific DNA binding.
UUGUGUAUGACAGAGCAUAGCGGCCAGGAUCCGUGUCGCGGGUCGGAUCUAUCGGGGAGAGUGUUGAUCCGGGACCGACAAACACCACCACCAGCACCACCUUAGGGGGCGUGUGAGCCUGUUUUUACGGGGCUGUAAACCGGGGCACCACAACACGGGCGUUUGAAUGAGACAGGCAAGCUGGCGGACUUCAACAUGGCAUCCGGAGACACGCUGUACAUCUCCACGGACGGCUCGGAGAUGCCGGCCGAGAUCGUGGAGCUGCACGAGAUAGAGGUGGAGACCAUCCCCGUGGAGAGCAUCGAGACCAUCGAGACCACCGUGGUCGGCGGGGACGACACUGACGAGGAGGAGGACCAGGAGGAGGACGAGGAGGACGAGCCCAUGAUCGCGCUGCAGCCGCUGGUGCAGGAGCUGCAGCAGCACCAGGAGGUGAUCCUGGUCCAGACCCGGGAGGAGGUGGUCGGCGGGGACGACGACCACGACCUGCACCACCACCACCACCAUGGGGGGUUCGAGGACCAGAUCCUCAUCCCGGUGCCGGCCCCGGGGGCCGAGGACGAGUACAUCGAGCAGACGCUGGUGACUGUGGCCGGGAAGAGCUCCGCGUCCCGGGGAAACAAGCGGGCCGGGGCCGGGGGUGGGGGGAAGAGGUCCGGGAAGAAGAGCUACCUGAGCGGGGCCGAGCCCGGCGGGAGGAAAUGGGAGCAGAAGCAGGUGCAGAUCAAGACUCUGGAGGGGGAGUUCUCCGUCACUAUGUGGGCAUCGGAUGACAAUAAAGACAUUGACCAUGAGUCGGUGGUGGAAGAGCAAAUCGUCGGGGAGAACUCCCCUCCAGAUUACUCGGAGUACAUGACGGGGAAGAAGCUGCCCCCUGGUGGCAUCCCGGGGAUCGACCUCUCAGACCCCAAACAGCUGGCUGAGUUUGCAAGAAUGAAGCCAAGGAAGGUCAAAGAGGAUGAUGCUCCGAGAACAAUAGCCUGCCCUCAUAAAGGCUGCACAAAGAUGUUCAGGGAUAACUCGGCCAUGAGGAAGCAUCUUCACACCCACGGACCCCGUGUACACGUCUGCGCAGAGUGCGGGAAGGCCUUCGUCGAGAGCUCCAAGCUCAAGCGUCACCAACUCGUUCACACGGGGGAAAAACCUUUCCAGUGUACCUUCGAAGGCUGCGGUAAAAGGUUUUCUCUGGACUUCAACCUGCGCACGCACGUGCGGAUCCACACUGGAGACCGGCCCUACGUCUGCCCGUUCGACGGCUGCAAUAAGAAAUUCGCUCAGUCAACCAACCUAAAAUCUCACAUCCUCACACACGCCAAAGCCAAAAACAACCAAUGAGAGAACCCAUCCAUCAGCGUCAAUCUUCAAAGACGGGGGAAAGGGGGGAAGGAAAAAAAAAAACAACAACUACAGAAACGGAGCCUUCUAGCAGCAGACGUGAAACCUCUUUUGAAGACGGAAUGAAAAGCUUGAGACUUAUUGAUUUCUAUAAAAACAAUCUGACAGAUUAAAAGACUUAAAACACUGAGAUUUAACUGGUUUUCCUGAGCCCCCUUUUUUGUUUUUUGCUGCUGUUGUCUGGGAUGAGAAGCUGGCCCGGCGAACGCGGUUCCCGGUCCUCCACUGGCACUCGGCAGCCAGGAGAUGGAACCCAUGGACUAACAUCAGAGACUUAUUUGUACCAGUGAUCAGAGACGCAGCCGUUUUAUUAGUAUUUUUAUUUUGUUGCUUUGCCCCUCCCGCCCUUCUCUAAGUGUGCAUAUUGUACACUUUCCUCAGGCUGUGUUUAGUAAAUUGUGAUUUAAUUAUUAUUAUUUCUCCUUCUCCACUUGAUGAAAUCAUACCUAUGAUAUGAAAAGUUGCUCAGCCUUGUUUGACCCGGUUCAUGUAUAUGAGAAGUUCAAAAACAACUGUACGUGUGAAUUUCCACACCUCCUUCAGUUGUCUUUUUCUCUAACCACAAAAUAACCUUGUAUACUUGUAUUGUAUGGCUGUAUUAAAAAUUAAGUAGACAUAGAGGUGUGAUUUAAAGUGUUAACCAAUUAAACUUUUAGUCAUGAGUUGCUUUACAUUUUUUAACUGUCUUUACACAGAUGAAUGAGUAAUAUAAACGUACUCGGAGCCUGUCACAGUCGACAAGCGUGCAUUGAUUUGACUGCGAGACCAUCACUUCUUUGUUAGAAUGUAAUGUACAGAUGUCAACCAUUAACUUCCUUUGUUGAUAUUUACACCCAUGUAUCUCAGCUGCCCACAAUAAAAAUGGGUAAUUCCAACUCGGUCGAACUUCA